AGCCAUUGAUGCUCAAGUAAACAGCAGAAAGAAACGCAGUCCUCGUGUGAUUCGUGAGCCCGUCAUGCACUUCGAAGGCUAUCACACUCUGGAGAAUAUCAAUAACUGGUUCCAACAUCUAGCUGAACAGCACAGUAACAUCGUCACUUUGGUCACUGCUGGUACUUCACAUGAGGGACAAUAUGUUAAAACUACUAGCCACCUUGCUUUUAUUAAGCAGCUAUGCAAAUAGUGAAAAGUUCAAUUUCACAAAUUACGCCCUAUACAGGGUAACCCCGAGCACCGCUGAAGAACUAGAAAUACUAAAUUCCAUGCUAUCUAACCCUCAGUUAGAUUUCUUCGAAGAUCCAGUAAGUGUCAAUGAAAUGGUCAGCGUAGUAACAUCACCUGGAUACAGAAAAACGUUUGAUGAUAUAUUAAAAGCAAAUAGUAUUGAUGCUGAAGUUACUAUUGAAAAUAUACAAACGGUAAUUGACAACGAAAAACACGGUAAAUAUAUUCAACGCAAUGUGCAAUCUAUGACAUGGGACGCGUACUAUCCUUUAGAAGACAUAUACUCUUGGCUUGAUGAUAUAGCUGCUGACAACAGUGAUAUUGUUACAAUAAUAAAAGGAGGACAGUCAUAUGAACGAAGAGAAAUUAAAGGAGUUAAAAUUUCUCACGGCAGCGGUAGAAAGUCUAUAUUUAUUGAAGGAGGUAUACAUGCUAGAGAAUGGAUAUCUUAUGCAACGGUCAACUAUAUUAUUACUCAGCUUUUGUAUAGUGAAGAUCCGGAAGCGCAAGCUGCUGCUAGAGAUUUCGAUUGGUACAUAUUUCCCUGCACAAACCCUGAUGGUUAUGUUUGGACAUGGACAGACUUCAGACUGUGGCGUAAAAACAGGCGUCCCGUUGGAACUGAAUUUGGAAUUGAUUUAAACAGAAAUUGGGACAGCAAUUGGAUGCUUAAAAGUUCCAGCAAUAAUGCUUCUAGCAACAACUAUGCUGGUACCGGUCCGUUUUCCGAACCCGAAGCAAGUACUUUAGCCGCCUAUAUAGAAAGCGUUGCAGAAAAUAUGGAAAUGUAUAUCAGCUUCCAUUCUUCGGGGCAAAUGCUUAUGGUUCCUUACGGAAAUACUACAGACCCUUUGGAUAAUUAUGAAGAUUCGGUGAAAAUCGCCCGCAGAGCUAUAGGCUCUUUGACAGUGCGAUACGGAACGCCAUAUGUGGCUGGCAAUGUGGCUGAAGUAAUUUAUGAAGCAACGGGAACUAGUGUAGACUGGGUAAAAGAAAAACUACGUAUACCUCUCACGUACAUCUAUGAACUUCGAGACCGUGGUGAAUAUGGUCAUCUUCUACCCGCUGAGCAAAUUUUACCCAACAAUGAAGAAAUUUGGGAUUCAGUACUCGCCUUAAUAAGGGAAGGUCGAGCUUUGGGCUACUUCAGUUCUGCUUCUACCAUUUCAGGAUCGUUUGCAGUUAUUCUAGGAGUUUUGUUAUAUCUUCGUUGUUACUUCACCAGAAAAACGUUUGAUGAUAUAUUGAAAGCUAAUAACAUAGAUGCAGACGUGAGCAUUGAAAAUAUACAAACGGUUAUUAGUAACGAGAAACACGGGAAAUAUAUUCAACGUAAUAUUCACUCCAUGACUUGGGAUGCGUACUUUCCUUUAGACGACAUUUACGCUUGGCUUGAUGAUUUAGCUGCUGCCAAUACUGAUGUUGUUACAUUACUCAAUAUCGGUGAAUCCUACGAGGGGAGAUCAAUUAAGGGACUAAAAAUUUCGCACGGUAGUGGCAGAAAGACUAUUUUCAUUGAAGGAGGCAUACAUUCUAGAGAAUGGUUAUCUUACGCAACAGUGAACUACAUAAUUAGUCAGCUUCUGUAUAGUGAUGAUCCUGAAACGCAAGCUGCUGCUAGAGAUUUUGAUUGGUAUAUAUUUCCAUGCAUCAACCCUGAUGGAUAUGUUUGGACUUGGACCGAUUUCAGACUCUGGCGUAAAAGCCGACGUCCCAUUGGAACUGAAUUUGGCAUCGAUUUGAACAGAAAUUGGGACAGCAACUGGAUGCUAAAUGGAUCCAGCACAGAUCCCAGCAGCGACAACUAUGCUGGUACUGGCCCGUUUUCCGAGCCUGAAACGAGGGCUUUAUCUACCUUUAUAGAUAGUGUUGCAGACAAUAUGGAAAUGUACAUCAGCUUCCAUGCGUUCAGGCAAAUGAUUAUGUUCCCUUAUGGAAAUACUACUGAACCUUUGGACAAUUACGAUGACUCGAUGAAAAUUGCCCGAAAAGCAAUUGAAACGCUGGCAGUACGUUACGGAACACAGUACGUAGCUGGAAACAUAGCGGAAACAAUCUAUGACGCAACGGGAAGUAGUUUGGAUUGGGUUAAAGAAAAACAUCGUAUCCCUCUUACAUUUGUCUACGAAUUACGAGAUCAAGGUCAUUAUGGACAUCUUGUACCUGCCGACCAGAUUCUACCCAACAAUGAAGAAGUCAUGGAUUCAGUACUAACUAUAAUAAGGGAAGGACGUGCUUUAGGCUACCUCAAUUCAGCGUCUUCUAUUCAAGGGCCAUUGACAGUAAUCUUUGGAGCUUUGUUAUAUCUCAUAAAUUAACAUUUACAAACUACUGAUUACUUUUUAAUUUUUCAUCUAUUUAUUGGCGCAAAUAGACCAUUAAUGUUA
Molecule: messenger RNA, 2660 nt
Organism: Leguminivora glycinivorella
Lineage: Eukaryota; Metazoa; Arthropoda; Insecta; Lepidoptera; Tortricidae
Product: zinc carboxypeptidase A 1-like
Exons: 13
Coding region: 171-2591 (806 amino acids)
Biological process (GO): proteolysis
Molecular function (GO): zinc ion binding; metallocarboxypeptidase activity
Source: RefSeq, a predicted model, not a curated record